This is a messenger RNA of Aspergillus saccharolyticus JOP 1030-1, 1184 nucleotides long. RefSeq lists its product as uncharacterized. The record is from RefSeq and is a predicted model, not a curated record. Bases 69 to 1184 code for a protein of 371 amino acids. NCBI's taxonomy places the organism in Eukaryota, Fungi, Ascomycota, Eurotiomycetes, Eurotiales, Aspergillaceae. The transcript has 2 exons.
GCGGAAUGUUCCGGGAUUACUUCAGUUAAUCUCCUCUACUGGAACUUGCCCUGAGACUUUGCUCUCCGAUGCAUACUUUGCAUGAGAAGGGUCUUCCUUGCAGUUCCUUUAGUGAUAGUCGAAACGUAUACAGCUCUGCCGGCGUCUCCCUUCUACCAAUGAGGUCUCCCUCCUGUAAACGGAGAACGUCAACAGUCCUAAGGACAGCACACGUGCUCCGCAUUACUCCACCGAGCUCCAUACCACAUCUCACGCAACUUCAUCCCAAUCACGAUCAGAUAAGCACAAUGGUUCAAACCAGAUCCAUGUCUUCCCGGAUCCGUCUGGCGGAGCUUGGGGCGCAGCCUGAAUUUCAGGCGGAAAUUCAAGCUGGACCUCAGAAAAAGGGUCAAGUUGCACCGCAGCCUGAGACACCACCAGAGGAGCAAGUUGCACCGCAACCUGGGGCUUCUCCAGACAUUAAGGUUGAAUCUCAACCAGAGACUCCCUCAGUGAAGUAUGAACCACAAUCUGAGACUCCCUCAAGGAUGAAGUCCGAACCGCAAUCUGAGACUCCCCCAGUGAAGCAUGAACCGCAAUCUGAGACGCCACCAGAGGCUCAGCCUGCGCCAGGCCGGGUGGUACUAGGCCCCAUAGAAAUCAUCCCCGAUAUGUGGUCCGACGAGAUGGAUGAGGCCACAGAUAUGGUGAGCCGUGCGGCGAACUUGACCCCCGAUGAUCGGGUGAAUGCCCUCCGCAUGUCAUCGUGCUGGUUGACUUUACUGGACGACUUAUUUCCGGGACCCAACACCGCCAACGGCUACCAGGUUGCCGCCAACAACUCGAACCGGUAUCACGGAGCCAUCAACCUCCGCCUCAAUGUGCUCUCGAACUGGGUGCAGACUGACUUCUUGAGUGUGGAGUUGGGGGUUUUCCCGUCCGAGGCCGAUGAUUUGGACCGCUGGAUGCGUGAGGCAGAUCUGCACAUCGAGAUGAACCGCUGUCUGCGGGAUCUCCCUGCGCAGGAGGGACCCCGGACGGUUUUUGGCGUGCUCGGGAUUGGUAAGUGGUGUCGGUUCUAUGAAUCGGUGGGGGUUGGUGUCCAUGAACCUAUUCAAAUCGCCGGUAAGCGAGUCUUCCAUAUGUACCGCGAUGCGCGCCAGAUUGCUUACAUCUUCGUGAAGGUCAUCAAGGAGCAGUGGUGA